Messenger RNA from Stylophora pistillata, 5933 nucleotides. RefSeq names its product NACHT domain- and WD repeat-containing protein 1. Gene Ontology annotation, molecular function: protein binding. The record is from RefSeq and is a predicted model, not a curated record. Lineage: Eukaryota; Metazoa; Cnidaria; Anthozoa; Scleractinia; Pocilloporidae.
GAGUGACGGGGUAUUCUGCAGUUACUUUAUUUGUCAUUUGACAAUAAACGCUUAUUCCCCUGGCUCCGCAGAUAGCAGUGCUAAUCGAGUAAUCGAGGCGGGAUUUUUCUGUGCAAAAAAGUCAAAGUUUUUCACUGAUAGAAAAAAAAAAACGCACGCACUAGCACAAACGCAUAUACAACUUCUACGAAGACGAUAAACAAAUACAGCACGAGCCACUUCUCAAAAAAAAUUAACCACGCAAUAAAUUAUAACUUUACUCCGUUACCCGUGUCAUCAAGGGUUUCGAGCUUUUGCUUACCAAUUAUCGUUCAUAUGUUAAUUUUCUCUCCUCACCAAGUUAAUUUGUAAACUCACUAAUAUCACACUUGACAUUGCUAGGCAACAACCCCUGAUUCAAGUGUCCACUAUUUGCAUAAUCGAAUUGUGCGUGCAUCACGCUUCGAACGUUGAGUAUUUCGAGUGCAUGAGAAAUGCCCUUUGAUGGCAAGUUUGAGUAGUUUAAAAGCAACAAUGUGGAAGAGUAUGGAGAGAUACGUCACCUGGUCUGGGACCGAGUAACUCUUUCAGCGUCCAAAUUCUUCAGAUGGCCUUGGAAUUGUUUGGAAGACAAAGGCAAGCAAAAUCCGACAGCACAACAACAAGCAAGGCAAGGUAAACUUAGGUCAUUUUGGAUAAUUCAAGGAGUUCUUGCUUGAAGUAAGGAGUGCUCCACAUGGGUGCAGCUUGUACAAGAUCGCUGAAACAAACCAAGCAUGAAAAUGCAUGUCCCUCUUCAACAACGGCAUCAAAUGAUUCUGGCAUCAGAACGAAUGCAGGAUCGACAUUGUCUCCAGGCUCUGUCAUAUUUGAUGAACCUACAUCCUCAGAAUCCAGAGCUUCAUUAGCAGACACAAGGAGCACUUUGCACCAGUCUCCUGAGCUUUUGGCAAGAUAUAGGAGAGUCAUGGGAGGAGCCUUGGAACAAAAAUUGACCGCUAAGACCAAGAUCAUCCGCAUCUUUACCAGUUCUACAUUUACAGAUAUGGCGGCUGAAAGGAAUGCCCUGAUGGAGAGAAUCUAUCCAAAAUUAAAAGAGUUUGCACAAGAGAAGGGUUACGAAUUUCAGGUCGUUGAUAUGCGUUGGGGUGUCCGGGACGAGUCCACUGAUGAUCAUUCUACACUGGAACUGUGCUUAAAGGAACUUAAAGCCUGUCAGGACCUUUCAACUGGACCUAAUUUUAUGGCAUUUCUAGGCCAAAAGUAUGGUUUCCGCCCGAUUCCAUCCAAAAUACCUUUAAAAGAAUUUGAAGAGCUCCUCAGCAAAAUGAUAGAUCAAGAGGAGAAAGCAUUGCUGAAAAUGUGGUUUAAAUGUGACUUGAACGCAGUACCACCAAUAUACGUCCUGCAGCCAAUCAGCUAUCACAUUCCUAACAACCUCUGUCACGAUGCUGAUCAGAGGAAAGUCGCUUUGCAGAAAUGGAAUCAGGUUUUUUCUCAGAUUCAGUACGUGCUCAGACGAGAAGCAAAAACGUUAAAUGGAGCUGCAAAUAUAGACAAAUUGCACAAGUAUUUUAUGUCAGUGACCGAAAGCGAGAUUCGCAGCGGUGUUCUAUGCGGACCAAACCCGGAUGAACAAUGUUUGUGGAUAAGCAGAAAUAUCCGGGACCUGGAGGAUAACUUGCAAAGUGAGAACGCCCACUACUUCAUUGAUAUCAAGUAUGAUACAAAGGAAAUCGACACUGAUGCGCAAGAAAUGUUACAGCAACUAAAGGACCUUAUGAUUUUGGCUGUACCUGCCUCAAAUAUCAGGACAUUUGAAGUUAACUGGGACUCUGAGGGGAUUUCUCCAUCUACGAUAUCUGAGCACGAAGAGUAUAUAGAUAACUUGUGUGGCGAAGUCGAAUAUUUGAUGAAAGAAAAGAUCAUUCACUCCAUAAACAAGAGAAUCAGAGAGGAUGUUAGUGAUCUACUUUACGAGGAAGUUGUGCAACAUUUGAAGUUUUGCCAGACCAAAUGUGAGACGUUUUAUGGACGAAAAGAAAUACUGGCUCGAUGCAGAGCUUACCUCCAGGAGGAUAGAUGUGACCCGCUCGUGAUUCACGGUCAGUCAGGGUGUGGCAAGACCUCAGUGGUUUCUAUGUCGGCGAGAGAAGCCAGGAAUUGUUUCAGCCAAUCGAACAUUGUCAUUCGAUACAUUGGAACGACGCCGGAUUCUUCACAAGUUCGUCUCCUUCUUUACAGUGUUUGCCAACAAAUAUGCUUUAUCUACGGCCGAGACCCCACCAAAAUUAGACAGGACAUGAAAGACCUUCAGGAAGAUUUCAUAACCUGCCUUAGCCUUGCCAACUCAGACGAACCGCUUUUCAUUUUCCUUGAUUCUCUCGAUCAGUUUGGUCCUGAAGACAACGCAAGAAAACUUACUUGGCUACCCACAGUUCUCCCCAGCCACGCUAAACUCGUUAUUUCUACCUUACCUGACAGCCAGUACGAGUGCUUCCCAAUUUUAGAGUCUAUUCUCAAAGAAGAGAGCUUUGUAGAGGUUCCAAAGCUGCCAGAAGAAGACGCAUUCCAGAUUCUCAACAAUUGGCUGAAUGUUGCUGGCAGAACUCUCUCUUCCUCACAGGAAGUCAUUGUUAGAGAGGCUCUCCAAAAGUGUUCUCUCCCAAUCUUUAUCAGAGUAGCGUGUGAUGAAGCCCUGAGAUGGAAGUCCUACUCCUCGCCUAGCAAGACUGUACUUCAAGAUACUGUCAGAGGUGCUGUAAAUGCUUUGUUUGAGAGGAUUGAGCUUCAGCAUGGAAGAAUAUUGGUGCAGCAAGCUCUCGCUUACAUUACUGCUGCAAAGAGCGGAUUGACUGGAACUGAAAUAGAGGACUUACUAUCCUGCGAUGAUCGCGUCUUGGAUGACGUUUAUCAGUACUGGACACCACCCAUCAGACGCAUUCCUCCGUUGCUUUGGGUCCGAAUAAGGAGCGACUUAGCAGGUUACCUCGUGGACAGAGGCGCAGACGGUGCAAGUGUUAUUACCUGGUACCACAGACAAUUUAUUGAGGCCGCAAGAGCUAGAUAUUUCUCUUCAGAGGACGAAAGAACAUUAAACCAUCGGGCUUUGAGCGAUUAUUUCCUGGGUGUGUGGGCAAACGGACGAAAGAAGCCAUACCAGACGAAUAAAGGAAAAAUCCUGGAAGCUGACCGUUUUGUUUCUCAUCAACCGUGGACAUUUGAGGGAAACAAAAAGUCAAAGAAUUUCAAUUACCGCAAAAUAAAUGAGCUCCCCUACCAUUUGGUGUUGUGCAAUGACGUCGAAACAUUAAAACGAGAGGUACUUUGUAACUUCAAAUUCCUUCUUACCUGUUUAGAAUCAAGUUCUCUCCGAGACCUUAUGGAUGAUUUUGAUUUUGCCCUUGAGAAAAUCGUCGACGACGACAUCCAACUUGUGAAGGAAACCUUACAACUUUCUACCUUUGCUCUACUACAACAUCCAGCGCAGCUGGCCACACAGCUACUCGGACGUGUUAAAACCUCAAACUCGAAUCAUGUCAAAGAUUUGUUGGACCAGGCCAGAAACCCAUGGCAACCUUGUCUGUUGCCCACUUCUGUGUGUUUAACAUCACCUGGUGGACCUUUAAUUCAUUCGAUGUCUGGGCAACAAAAGCCAUCAUCCGCUAUCAGUGCUAGUGCGGAUGGCAAGCUUAUUGCAAGUGCCUCCAUCGACACAACUUGUUCGGUCUGGGAUGUCAAGUCAGGAAGAUUGAUGCGAACGCUGGAAGGAGUAGGUGAUGAUGUCUGGUUUGUGGUCAUAUCCCCCGACAAUUCAACAGUUGUGACCUCAAAGCCUGGUUCUAUAUCUGCUUGGAGGCUUUCUACCGGCCAAAGGGUGUUUUCUCUGGAAGGGCAUAGAGUGGUGGCACCAAUUUGCGUUUUAAAACGCUACAGUACAGUUUUGUUAGUGACGAUUUUUAACCAGCACAUCAAGCUAUUUAACUUGCGUACAGGCAAUCUGAUUAAAGAAAUUUAUGACGAUAUGCUACCAAAGAAGACCGCAAUAUUAUCACCGGUGAUUUUGUCUUCUUUUAAUGAGCAUGUUCUCUAUGCAAGCAGGGACAGUUUAUCCACAGCCACUUCGUCAACGAGUUGGAUCAGAGCUACUCAUUUAGAAACCGGUGAAGUAGAGAAGAUGCAGAUCAGUCCUGGCUUCACGGUACAAUUUAUAGGUGUCACAGCCUUUGACACGUUGCUUUUAGUGAUGAGUGAUGGAGCACCAGAUUCCAGGAGGGGAUCAGCCGUUCUGACCAAUUUUUUCAUUGUGGAACUUUGGGAUGUUACAAAGAAAGUUCCACUUCGUAAGCUUGCAGACCUCUCAGAGAAGGUACGAUGCUAUGCAUUAUCGUCGGACAAAUCAAAAGCUUUGACACUUGGAGACUCAAGGUUUUUAUCAAAUGCUAACAUUUUCCGAGCUGCAUUAAAAGUGUUUGACUUGGAAUCUGGGCACAUUACUGAACAAAGGUUGACCUACCCAAGUACUAUUCACCUGGUGGAGUUUGUCGAUUUUAAUCACGUUAUUACGGCAUCUCGGGACAAGAUCGUUCGACUGUGGGAUUUAGAAAGAAAUAUUUCGUCGCUGGAUGAAGAAAAUGACGAGGAAGACGAGCUAGAAGUCGUCAGUAUCUUUAGGUACCAUGCGAUCUGCUGGGAGAAAAAUGGAGUACGUCUAAUAAAUUUUCAAGGCGGAGAUUUCAUCCAGUUUAAGAAUGGAAUACAACCUCAAGUAGUUUUUGUUGACGACAGUCGAGUCGUCUUGGUGUCAUCUGGAAAGAUGCACUUGUUUGACUUGAACCAGAGACAAUUUAUCCGUCAAUUUGAUGGGGAUACCUGUCAAGGAGGUCUACCAAACAGCUGUUUUGUUCGCAAACAGGCUCAGGUGAUUGCCAUAUCUGACGAUCAGCGGUCUCUAUAUGUGUUCCAUAUCUGCGAUGGAAGGAGAAUAGAUCAGUUGAAAUGCGAACACAUCAUUAGACUAGUACACUCCCAAGAUGGCGAAAUCUGUGUCUGUGGACACAGCGUAACAGACGACGAAGAUGAGGCCAUGUCGCGGUAUAGCUACUCUGUGUGGGAUAUGAAUGAGAGGAUGUGCAUCCAAAGAAUCCUCCUGGAAGAAUCUCAAGCAGAUUUCAGUGAAAUGCAGUUGGCUACAGAUGGGAACCUCCUUUCAGAUAUAGUCUACGAUCUUGGAACCAAGCUCUACACUGCAGUUGUGUAUGAAGUGCAUACAGGAAGGCUUCUCUUAAAAUCCCAAACGGAACACCAUGUGCAUUCAUUAGCCAUAAUCUCUAAAACAAACACAUUAAUUUUGGGCUUGUUUGAUGGCACUAUGGAGCUCUACGACGUAGGAAAUGGAACGUGCGUUCACAGGCUUAUGCAUGCGCACCUCGGUGCCAUUCAUCGAAUUUACACCACUAACGAUGGCUCUGUUGCUAUGACAACUGCAGGGGGAUUAGACUCGAAGGAUCGCUCAAUUUGCUUCUGGAGACUGAGCAAGACCAAGCUCACGCUUUUUACUGUGUUUACACCAGAUGCCAAGGUAUCAUCAAUGAACCUUUCUGGUGAUGGCCAGCUAGUUGCUCUAGAAAUAACUGAAGUAGUUCCCUUCGUUCUUGUAAAAGAAACACAGCGAGAAGUAUCUCGAUUUAGCGACAUUGAUCGAUUCACUUGUAACUAUAUUGUAGAUUUAGCGGACUUGAAGGUCCUUUAGACAUGAUUUAGCCCCUGCUCGUUAGACCUUGUGCAAAAUAUUCAUUUAAAUUUGAGAGCAAGUGCAUGCUAAUUCAAAGUGUGAGGACUCCAAAGUAUCAUUCAAACAUGUGUUGCUGAUAAUUUGUAAACAUGUAAAGUUAAUGAGCCACAUUCUUUCGCCAGAAAGUGACGAAAAGCAUUAAUAAAAAAUUAUUUGUGUC